UUUCUCUCUUUUUUUUCAUGAUGACUCAUUUGAGACUUGAAGCAACAGGCAUCUGCUUUAAUCGAGUGUAACACCCUGGCAAUCUCACAGAAUUCAGCUGUCUUCUCAGGCUCCUUGCCAUCCAAAGGUGUAAAACGUCAUCAUGGAUUUCAAUAAACGGUAAUGGGCAAUGAGAUGGGCAAUCGAAAUGUGUCUGGUCUGAAAGACUCAGAGGAAGAGAACACUGAUCCUCAAGCUCCCAAUGUUUCUUUGGAAGCUCCGGCACUGUCGAGUGAUACAGAUGGUUUACAAGACAAGAACAUUCUGGUUUCCUCAUUGGAUGCUGAAGAUUUUCAUGGGAAUCAAAAAAGAUUGGAUUCUGUAAAACUGUCGGAAACCAGCGAUCAUGCAAAUUGGGAUCAAACAUCGGCGGAAAGAGAGCAAGAUGACACUGCAGUUCAAACCCCUGACAAAUCUUCAGAAGCUUUGAUGCCUACUAGCAGUCCAGAUGGUAUAGGAGACGAGAACCCAUCAAUUUCUCCAUUAGAAUCUGAGGAUUUACAUGAGAAGCUAAAGAAUCCAGAUUCUGCAAACCCAUCUGAACAAGGAAAUCAUCAGAUUCAGAAUGAAACAUUGACUGGAAGAGAGGAAGAAGAGAAGGAGACUUCAAUGGAAUCCAAUUACAAGAAGAGUGAUGACCAUGAAUCCAACAUUGAUAUUUGUUCUGAAUCUUCCCUGAAAGACAGUAGCGCAGCGAUGGGAAGUGAUGGUGACAUUAUAAAGUCCAUUGGAUUAUGUGAUUCCAAUGGGGAAGUUAAGUUUGGAGAUUCUAGUGGGGAAAAACAGUUGGGCAGAACACCAACGUCCCAAUUGAAUGAUGUUGAAAGUGUAGGAGAUGAAGAUAAAGGACCCACUGAAUUGGAUGCCUUUAGGAUUGAUACCACAGAAUUAUCUGAUGAAUCAGUUGAAUCUUUCUAUCUAGAAGCUAUUGAAUCUGAAAUUAAAAGGGUAUGUCUAGGAGAUAAUGCGGAAGUGAUGAAGAACGGAGCUGAAAUCGAAUAUAAUGAAUAUGGUCAAAACCAGGUUUUGGUUUCUGAGGAAGAUGGUGAGGUGUCAGCUACUGAAUCAAAGACUGCCGAGAAUGAUACGUCCCAAACUGAGUUUUCAGUCAUAGGCGCCUGUGAAGAGAAUACGACCCAUGGCAAUGAUGGAUCAAAUGACAUCAGGAUUGAAAAGGCUUUUCAAGUUGAAAAGGGAGAAGAGGCUGAAAAUGAACAAGAAAUUGGAUUGCAUAAUAGCAGCUGCAGUCCAAUUUUGGAGGAAGGUGUUAAAGACCUGAAGAUUGAAAGAGAUGACGCCAUCAGCUCUUUGUCUUCAUUGGGUUCAGCUGAGAAAUGUUUUGGUGAAAAAAUGAUUGAAGAAACAGAAAAUUCUAAUUCAAAAGGGAAGAAAUAUGAAGAAGGAAUUGAACAGGUGGAUGGAGGAUUCAACAAUGUAUUGAAAUACCGAGAGUCUGAUGCAACUUCGGUAUUAGAAGAAAAUGGUUGUAUGAAUGAAAGAGAAAGAAACCCAGUCUUACCUCAAUCCGUUCCAAUCGAACAGGAUACAGAAAAUAGCCUAGUACAGGAAGCUGAAAUAGAACAUGCUGGAAUAGAAACCGAAACACCAGAAGAAAAAGAAACAUCGGAUCAAGAAAAUUGCAUGAAUGGCAGUGCUACUGAAAGUUUUGGCAUUGAUUCAGGAAACCCAAUUGCCGAAACAUCGCUCCUGGUUCUUGAAACAGAGAAAGAGGAAUCUGAGCUGGACCGAGCAAUGCAUCAGAAAGAUACUCAAAUUGAUGAAGGCUCAUCAUAUGGAGGCGAUAAGAUUUUUGCCGUCUCUAUGGAUCUGUCUCAGGAGAAAGAACCUGCAUGCGGCUUAACAGAAUUCUCGAUUAUUCAUGAGCCAAAAACUGAUUCCGAGAUACCAGAAAGCAAGGAAAGAUCACAUACUGAAUUGAAUCAGGAAAACCUCUCUGCCCAGUUCGAUACCACUGAAACGUUUGGUGUUGAUUUUGAAAACCAAUGGGCAGAAUCUGCAGUUUCAGCACUUCAGAGACAAAAAGAAGACAUUGAGCAAUGCCCAUCUCUGUAUCAGACAGGAAGUACCGAACACAAAGCUCAUGCGUCUGAAAGAGGUGAAACAGAUCAAGAAAACAUCAGCAUCCAUGUCCCAGAAAGCCCCACAUUUGAAGUUCCAGCACUUCGAGCUCCUGAAAGAUGUGAAACAGAUCAAGGAAACAUCAGCAUCCAUGUCCCGGAAAGCCCCACAUUUGAAGUUUCAGCACUUCGAGCUCCUGAAAGAUGUGAAACAGAUCAAGGAAACAUCGGCAUCCAUGUCCCGGAAAGCCCCACAUUUGAAGUUUCAGCACUUAGAGCUCUUGAAAGAUGUGAAACAGAUCAAGGAAACAUUGGCAUCCAUGUCCCGGAAAGCCCCACAUUUGAAGUUUCAGCACUUCAAGCUCCUGCACCAGGAAGUGGCGAAACAGAUGAAGAAAAUCCCAACAUCCAAAUCCAUGUCAGCGAAUGCCCAGCAUUUGAUUUUGCACCCCUGGCUCGAAACACUGAAGUUUCAGCACUCGAAGCAAAGAAUGAAGAAACCACCAAACAUGAAGCUCCUGAAUCUGAAAGAGCUGAACAAGAUGAAGAAAACCUCAAUAUUCAAAUCGAUGUCCAUGAAAGCUCCACAUUUGAGUUUUCAACCCCAGUUUCAAACAACGAAGUUUCAGCACUUGAAAAGAAGACUGAAGAAUGUGAGCAACACCCAGUGAUGCAUCAAGCAAUUACUGCAAAAGGCGACGUUUCCCAAACACAAGAAAGCAGCGAAAGAUCAAUCGCUGCAUCCUCUCAAGAAGACGCAGCCACAGCAGAUUAUGUUAGUGGACAUUCCUGCUUUGAUUUCAAGAACCCAAAUGCUGAAACUGAAUUUCCGUUACUCGAAGCAAAUAAAGAAGAUUCACUAGAGAAGAAUUCGGUCCAAAAAGGCGUUCCAGCGCUGGAAAGAAGCAACUCGGAGAAGUUGAAGACUCCACUUCUGAGCUUAGUGAAGAAAGAAACAUACGACAUGGAGCCAUUACAGAAGCAAGAAAGCAUUCCUGUGAAGAAGAAUGUGGAUGAGGUUUGGAAGUCACCAAAGAAAGACAUGGCUACUUCAGCCAAAGGAAGAGAGAAAACCAAGCAAAGAUAUUCUCUAUUCAGCCACUGCAUGUGUUGCACUACAGUAAUCCAGUGAGGUAUUUUUCCUAGUUUUCUCCUUUUUUUCAUUUAUUUAUUUAUUUAUUUGCUUUGGGGAACUGUUUUUUGGGUGUUGCAACUUGAUUUGGAGAGAGGAUUGAUGUGGGUAUUAUAGAUUGAGAGAUUUGGAGAGGAUUGGAAGAGAGACUGUAUUGAAGUAUUUUUGGCUGUUCAUGAUUUGUAAUUCUUUUCUUUCAUUUACAAUGUAUGUACAAGGCCACAUAUGAGGUUGAUCCUAAGCUUUGAGAAAAUAAAUAGCUUGAUCUUUUGGUGUUCUUAUAUCA
Messenger RNA from Magnolia sinica, 3535 nucleotides. RefSeq lists its product as uncharacterized. Bases 163 to 3249 code for a protein of 1028 amino acids. Lineage: Eukaryota; Viridiplantae; Streptophyta; Magnoliopsida; Magnoliales; Magnoliaceae. The record is from RefSeq and is a predicted model, not a curated record. The transcript has 5 exons.